AUGUCUGAAUCAGGUAUCCAGCAAGAAUCCUCCUUUGAUGGCCAGAAGAAGGUCUUCGCCAGGCCACACUUCCUCCACCAGGCCAAUCCAAGGAAGGUCAUCAUAGCUGCAGACCACAAAGUUUUGUUGUCUCACAACAAGACGGGUAGUGUCAGCAGAGCCUCCAUGUUCGUCAGGUGGUGUUGCCUGUUGACCGAGCUUGGAGACAUGCAUCUGUGUCAGGGAGACAGGGACAAAACGAUGCUUGUGUCCACACAGGGUGCCACCCUGGACAGCGCACUUCGUAAAUUCCGAUCAAUAUGCGGAGAGGAUGGUGUGUCAGUGGGAGCUGCGGUCAGAGAGCAACACGGCAAAGAUGAAUCCGUGCACAGAUGCCGUCCGCCGGAUGUGGUGGUUUUUCCACGCUGCGUGGGGGAAGUCAGCGCCCUGGCCAAAGUCUGCCAUAGCCAACGCCUUCCCAUCAUCCCGUUUGGUACCGGAACCGGCCUGGAGGGAGGGGUCGGAGCAGUGAAGGGAGGUGUCUGCUUCAGUCUGAGGAAUAUGGAUCAGAUUCUGGAUCUGCACCAGGAGGAUUUUGAUGUGACAGUGGAGCCCGGUGUGACCCGGAAGACUCUCAAUGCCUACCUGCGGGACACAGGACUCUGGUUUCCUGUUGGUGCGUUCAGCAGCUCCGCCUCCAGCCAGGGCGAUGGGAUCUGGGAGGAAGACAAAAGAAAAGGAGACAGGAAGACGUCAGCGGGGUACAACUUGACAAACCUGUUUGUCGGAUCGGAGGGCACUCUUGGAAUCAUCACAAAGGCAACCCUGCGCCUCUACGCCGUCCCAGAGGCUACGCUAUCUGCUGUCUGCUCCUUUCCCACCGUGCAGGCAGCUGUGGACAGCACUGUGCACAUUCUACAAGCUGGGGUAGACGUCGCUCGCAUCGAGUUUCUAGAUGAUGUGAUGAUGGAUGCGUGCAACAGGUUCAGCUCUCUGUCCUACCCCGUCACCCCGACUCUCUUCCUGGAGUUCCACGGCUCUGAACGGAGUCUGCUGGAACAAGUCAAGACUGCUGCUGAGCUGAACACCUCCCAUGGUGCUCAGCACACGGGGCAGGGGAUUCUUGGGCGUAUUCUUGUUUAUUCCCCAAAAAUGCUGUUUUUUUGUGCAUUUGGAUGCACAAAUAGACAUGACAAGGGUUUCAAGCUUUACAGAUUCCCUUUAGAUGUCAACAGAUGGACAAUUUGGGAAAAUAAAAUAAACCGUUUGGGCUGGAAGCCGAACUCGUCUUCAAAGCUGUGCGAGGCCUACUCUACAGACGUGUGUGUUCCCAUUUCCCAACUGCCUCAACUCAUAGUGGAGACAAAGGCGGACCUGAUUGAGAACAAACUUACAGGUCCCAUAGCUGGCCACGUGGGUGACGGGAACUUCCAUUGUCUGAUGGUGCUUGAUGCCACCCAUCCAGAAGAAGUACACCAGGUCCAUUUGUUCUGUCAGAGACUGGCAAGACGUGCCCUGGCUAUGAAUGGCACCUGCACAGGUGAGCACGGGGUGGGCUUAGGCAAGCGAGCGCUGCUGUGCGAAGAGAUGGGGGCCGCGAGCAUCCAAGCCAUGCAGCACAUUAAGGACGCCCUGGACCCAAAGAACAUCAUGAAUCCAGGGAAGGUUCUCCUGCCAAGAGAGUCGUGAAGGGUCAAGUAUGCAUCCAUUUUACACUUGAAAUGUCUUCCCGGCGCGUGUGGGGAGUAUUUACACAUUAAACCUGGCUUGUGUGGCCAGUGAACCAUGGCGACCUGCCAUAAAUUUCUUGUGAUUUCAUGAGAAUACCGUAAUGUUGUAAAAUGGUGAGGAAAAAUAACCUCAUUUUAGCAGCAUAAAGUUGAAAUAUGAAAGAAAGCGGAUGUUUUUAAGUCCUGUUUAUGGUCGGCCUGUUGUUGUUCUGCCAUGAUGUCAUUUCAUGAUGUCACUGCCAUGUUGCUUCUUUGCCUGCCGUGUGUUCAGUUAUGAGGAUUAGCUGCUCCAGCCUUCGCUGACGGAUAUUUGCUCUAAUGUCCUAAUAGUCCUGGUGGCCUAUUAGGCCUUGGAAGACUCUACGAAGGCUCUGUGGGAGCCGAACAGGAGGAAAUACACGGAUUUAGCACUUCUGGAGAGAGGAAGGAUUCACAGACCUACAUGGGAGUACACUAAAGUACCACAAAGUCUCAGUCAUGCAGAGGUGACUGGACUUUAAAAUGAACGCUACCUAGCGUGGUAGCCCAUCCUUAACACACGGCUUCCACUGUCCUCCUCCACACACGCGCCUGCUGGCUUGAUGUUAAUGUGCAAUUAAAGUGACUGCGGAGUAAUUGACACCUCCCCUUGUGUGGACUUGUUGACUGACAGCACAUGCUAUACAACUUAGCCAUUUACUUUUGCCUGAAGUGUCCUGAGUGUCCGGACAUGCCUAACUACUCUACUACUCUACCUUUUGCUAAGUUGUUAGUGUCUUAACAGGGGUGCAAUGUGUAAUGCAUCCUGUAUGUGUAGAAUAUGAUGUGGCAAAUACAACCUCUCACGGUCUAGUCCACAUGGGAUUUGUCCAUUUAUGGACAUUUAUGGCUUUUUACCCAGCCUCGCCUGUAUUUCCAUCUCUGGAUGGUCAGGAUGUUUUUUUGUUUUUUCCUUUUGUGCCUCUGCUUUCUGGACCUGGAUGAACUGAAACUUGGAUACUUCCAUUAAGGCCUGCACAUACCGUUUUAACCAAUUACUUUUGCACUUCGAAAUUUGGCUGUCUUUGUUUGAAUAAGUUGCCCUAAAAUUCAACAUCUUCUGGCAGCGUUGAACCUUUACUUCAUGCAUGAAAUUAUUGUUAACUUUAUGGAUUAUUUUACCAGUUUGAAGAUGUACUAAAUGAGCAAAUUAAAAUAUUUGUGAUUUUAAAAAUAAGGGAUUUGUAUGUUCUCUGCACGGCGUUAUGAAUUAUCCUCACUGAUCUUUUUUGCAGUACAUUUAGCGAGUGUAGAUUGCUUUUGUAGUAAUUACCCCAUAUCUCCACACGAUAAGUCAGAUAUGGUAAUACCACAGAACAGGAAAGAGUGUGGAGGGAUUUUUGAUCAAGAACAGAUUUUGCUUUAUUCAAUACAAAAUGUAAGUAUUUCUCGCCACCUUUUGUUGUAUAUUUUUGAUGUGAGAUUUCCAACUCAUUUUUUCAUCUAUUAUGAUCCCCAGAAAUGUAUUUUCGUUCACUCUUUCAAUGUCCACUCCGUCUAUUUGUAUUUGGUCGUACGUGUCCUUUCUGCUAUUACCAAAUAGCAUUAUUUCUGUUUUACUUAAGUUCAAGGAUAAUCUGUUUUUAUCAAACCAUCUUGAUAAUGAGGCCAUUUCAUCUGUAACUUUUUGAAUUAGUUGUUGUGUGCUUUUCCCAGAACAAAAGGCAGUGGUAUCAUCCGCAAAUAAUACCAACUGUAAGUCCUUUGUGACUUUACAGAUGUCAUUGACAUACAAAUUUAACAGUUUUGGUCCCAAUAUUGACCCCUGGGGUACUCCACACAUGAUAUUUAAACUUGCAGAUGUGUAUUCUCCUAGCUUUACAAAUUGCUUCCUGUUCACUAGGUAGCUUUUAACCCAAUUCAAAACUAAUCCUUGAUUCCAUACCUUUAUAAU
Molecule: messenger RNA, 3621 nt
Organism: Dunckerocampus dactyliophorus (ringed pipefish)
Lineage: Eukaryota; Metazoa; Chordata; Actinopteri; Syngnathiformes; Syngnathidae
Product: probable D-lactate dehydrogenase, mitochondrial
Exons: 13
Coding region: 1-1668 (555 amino acids)
Biological process (GO): lactate catabolic process
Cellular component (GO): mitochondrion
Molecular function (GO): D-lactate dehydrogenase (cytochrome) activity; D-lactate dehydrogenase (NAD+) activity; FAD binding
Source: RefSeq, a predicted model, not a curated record